GAAAUACUGCACACCCAACUCCCCGUCGGCUUCAGCGUCCUCUCUUCUAUGAGCAUCCUCCUCGGUGUGGGUUUGGAAAGAGGUCCUCCCUUUAGUUCCCGUGUCUACAUGACAGCCGCGUAGGUUCUCACGUACAGUCAAAACAGAAAGACAUGGCGAGAAACCGUAAAGACAGAGACAGCUGGGGGUCCUUCACAGACAAAGCCACCUACGACUGGAGCUCAGAGGAGGAGGAGCCCGAUGGAAGGGCGCGGCCCAUCCAGGUGCUUGUUGUCAAGGACGACCACACCUUCGAGUUGGACGAGGUGGCGCUGAGUCGGAUCCUAUUGGCCGAAGAGGUCCACAACAGGGAAGUGGUGGCCAUAUCUGUGGCCGGGGCGUUCCGCAAGGGCAAGUCCUUCCUCAUGGACUUCAUGCUGCGUUACAUGUACAGCCAGGCGUCUGAGGAGUGGCUGGGGGAGGCAGAGGAGCCCCUGACGGGGUUCUCCUGGAGGGGUGGAUCUGAGAGGGAGACCACUGGCAUUCAGAUCUGGAGCGAAGUGUUCCUGGUGGACAAGCCAGAUGGACGCAAGGUGGCUGUUCUACUGAUGGACACCCAGGGAACGUUCGACAGCCAGUCAACGUUGAGGGAUUCAGCCACUGUGUUUGCACUAAGCACUAUGAUCAGCUCCAUGCAGGUGUACAACAUCUCGCAGAAUGUCCAGGAGGAUGAUCUUCAACACUUACAGCUCUUCACUGAGUAUGGCAGACUCGCUAUGGAGGAAACGUUCCUUAAACCAUUCCAGUCCAUGAUAUUCCUGGUCCGGGACUGGAGUUUUCCCUACGAGUUCGGCUACGGGCAGGAAGGAGGCAUGAAGUUCCUGGAGAAAAGACUCAAGAUCUCAGAGAACCAACAUGAGGAGCUGCAGAACGUUCGUAAACACAUCCACUCCUGCUUCACCAACAUCUCCUGCUUCCUGAUGCCCCACCCCGGACUCAAAGUGGCCACCAACCCCAACUUCGACGGCAGACUCAAAGAGAUCGACCGUGAGUUCAUCAACAACCUGCAGGUGCUGGUCCCGUGGCUGCUGAGUCCCAGGAACCUGGAUGUCAAGGAGAUCAACGGCAGCAACAUCACCUGCAGAGGCCUGCUGGAGUACUUCAAGGCAUACAUCAAAAUCUACCAGGGGGAGGAGCUGCCACACCCGAAAUCCAUGCUGCAGGCCACGGCGGAGGCCAACAACCUGGCAGCAGUGGCCGCAGCCAGGGACCUGUACAACAAGAAGAUGGAGCAGGUGUGUGGUGGGGACCGGCCCUUCCUGGCUCCAGCAGAGCUCCAGGCCAGACACAGUGACAUCAGAGAGGAAGCCCUCCAGGUGUUUCGGGGGGUCAAGAAGAUGGGAGGGGAGGAGUUCAGCCGACGCUACCUGCUACAGCUGGAGGGAGAGGUGGACGAGGUGUUCAACCAGUACAUCAAGCACAACGACUCCAAGAACAUCUUCCACGCCGCCCGCACCCCGGCCACUCUGUUCGUGGUGAUCUUCAUCAUGUACGUGGCGGCGGGGAUCACGGGCUUCGUGGGGGUUGACAUCAUCGCCAGCGUGUGUAAUAUGAUUCUGGGCCUGACGUUGAUCACCCUGUGUACCUGGGCCUACAUACGCUACUCUGGGGAGUACCGAGAGCUGGGUCAGGUCAUCGACCAGGUGGCUGGAGCACUCUGGGACCAGGGAAGCACAAAUGAGGCACUGUAUAAGCUGUAUAACGCUGCAGCCAAUCACGGGCACCUGUACCACCAUGCGUUCUCUGGUCCCCAGGCCCCCGAAGAGGGGGCGGAGGCCCCCGAGAAACCCACCAGGAUGAGGAACUGACUGGGUGACCUGAUUGGCUAGAGCACAGCAGGGACUGCCGGGUACCUCUUAAGUAGCAUGAUGGACAGAGGGGAGGGAAGAGGGGGAGACGUGGGAAGCAUCCUCAUCCGCAGGGCACUCUUUUACUAUGGUAUUGGCUGGAACAGUCCAGAAACGCGUUCACUAUUUUAAAUCCAAAUGUGGACCAUUGUAAUGUCCCAGAGGCAGUGGCACAAUCUCCCUUUGAACUGGGGUUGCUGCCCUAUCAACAAUGGGGAUUUUCACUUAUCAUUGUCCUUCAUUUGGAGAACAUAGGGUGCAGUAGAGUCAUUUUAUAGUUUGCGGCAGAUUUAAUUGUCUUGCGUCAGAUCGCGUGCCGAACGGCCGUCUGCAACUUGGUAGUUUGGCAACGCGUUCCCCUUUUAGAAGAGAAACGAAGCCAUCUGUCGUUUGAAGACAAUGCUGCUGAUUUUCACGAAUAGGAGUUUACCUGAUUAUGCCGUUUUGGGGAUCGAGGUUUAAUCGAAGUUGACCUCUGACCUUGUAACUGACUGGUGGUCCAUGUAUGUUGAUGUUUGAUCGAGUUUAGUGUUUUUAAUCUAAGAAACGUCCCAAAUGGGGUGGCAGGGUAGCCUAGUGGUUAGAGCGUUGGACUAGUAACUGGAAGGUUGCAAGUUCAAAUCCCCGAGCUGACAAGGUACAAAUCUGUCAUUCUGCCCCUGAACAAGGCAGUUAACCCACUGUUCCCAGGCAGUCAUUGAAAAUAAGAAUGUGUUCUUAACUGACUUGCCUAGUUAAAUAAAGAUAUAAAAUAAAAAUAUAAUAAAAGGAAUAGGGUCCCUUUUGGUUAAGCAUCUUUGCUUAAAAUAUACACAUUUGAAUCCGCAUGGUAAAUCGUUAGUGUCUACCGUUUUAGGCUCUCCAGUCUCAUCUUGAGUCUGGUAUAUUUGUCACAUGUUUUAGGGCUUGUACUUAUCCUGGCACUUUAAAAGGAAAACUCCACCCAAAGACUAAUCUUUUGGUAUCUGUUUCAUUCGUCCACUGUUGACAUAGUCCUAAAAAAAUGUUUUGCUUAUCAGCGAUCACGUUUUUAAAAGAUAUAUAACUUUCAAAAUACAGGGAUUUCUGUAUUUCAUCACACGGGGAGAUGUUUGUUUGUUUCUUAGUUAUUGAAUCUGUGGGUACUGUGUGCCAAUAUAGUGCAUCUACAGUUUCGUGCAGCAUUGUCUUCCUUCGUAUGUGGCUGCCACUAGUUUACAUGGACGUCAGAGCGUCAUACUGUGCACACAGAAUUAAAUAUAUGUUAUUGUAUCUCAAAAUUGUCACAAAUUUAGACUGGAAAGGAAUUCACUGGCGGGGGGACACGAUAGUUGUAAUUUAAGUAGUGGAAAUACUCCCCAAACACUGAGUUAGUUACGGUAGACAUGAACCAGAGUGUAAUUUGUGAUGUGUUCAAAGAGCCUUCAACUAAUGGCACAGGGCUGGGUAGAGGUAGAGAAUAAUUCUAAACAGUUCAAAGUUCACUCUAUCUAUUAUAUGUAUCUAUCACUUCAUAUCGGUCUGCUUCCUGCUCAGUUUUGGUAAAUAAAUACAUUUCAAAAAAACA
Messenger RNA from Oncorhynchus gorbuscha (pink salmon), 3432 nucleotides. Its product is annotated as atlastin-1-like. Lineage: Eukaryota; Metazoa; Chordata; Actinopteri; Salmoniformes; Salmonidae. Gene Ontology annotation, molecular function: GTPase activity; GTP binding. Bases 153 to 1847 code for a protein of 564 amino acids. The transcript is spliced from 15 exons. Gene Ontology annotation, biological process: endoplasmic reticulum organization; protein homooligomerization. The record is from RefSeq and is a predicted model, not a curated record.